UCUGUUAGCAAUCAGAAAUUUGCAAUUGGAGGCAACAAUCGGCUGUCCUGGCCUAUGACCUGAUAACCAGUAUCCAGUCGACAGCAUUUGUAUAUAUGUACAAUUUUUAGCUAGAUAGGUAAAUUGUACUUGUAUACUUGGAAGAAGGCACAGGAAGAUGUCUGUCGACUACGGCCUGAGCGUGAAGAGGAGCAGAGUGUUGGGAUUGGUUAUCCUGAUUGCCUUUCUGGCGGUAGCAGCGGUAAUCAUAUUCAAUCUCGACGCUCUAGACGAACUAGGGAGAGGCUGUGCCAAGUCAUCGUCGCCACGCGUCGUACGCAGCAAUGAAGCGAUGCAGAGGCAGAGGGAGGUUAGUACUAAAGGACCUAGCAAUCUUCUUUUCAUUCAUCGUUGUCGUCGUUGCUUGAUUACUGCUCUCUCUACCACCAUCCCUAUUGGUCGUACCAGGCUCAGGAGCAUCACCGCUGAAGCUGUAACCAGUUCCAACCUCAGUUAUAUCGACGCCGUCCAUUCUCAGACUGAUGGCAGCAGCGACUCCAUUCCUUUUUUUCCCUCCCCCUUGAGAUUCUUAACAGGAGAAGGAUGGGUGCUGGCGUCGUCGUUGUCCUUUUUGAUAACCACAGUCUCUGCGUUCGUACCCUCGUUAACCACCUCUUCCUCACCUUACUCUUCCGCUUCGCCCUCCUCUACUAGCUCUUUUUUGCCUUCCUCCUCCUCCUCGGCCUCGUCUACGUCCUUCUCCUCCUCCUCCUCCUCCUCCUCUCCUUACUCUUUCUCCUCGUCGUCCACUAGCUGUUUUAGGCCUUCCUCCUCCUCCUCCUCUCCUUACUCUCCCUCUUCGUCCUCCUCCACUAGCUCUUUUAUGCCUUCCUCCUCCUCCUCCUCCUCCUCCUCCUCCUCGGCCUCUUCUACUUCCUUCUCCCACUUAACAGCACUCCCGAAUCUCUCCUCCUCCUCCUCCUCCUCAUACGUAGACAGAAGUCUGGUUGAUCGAGGACGGCGCAGAUUACGCCAGCUGGAUGAUGGUACCGCCGUUGAUUUGAGAAUUGUCGCCGACGCUACGAUACUACUCCCGACUGUCGAGAUCGUUUUGUCCUCUUCCGACGGCUCUUCGGUUUCUUCGUCGUCAUCAUCAUCGCCAAACGCUGGUAGUGCAAUGGAUGUGUGCGGCAUUUGUCCGUCACGUGUAGAUUCAAAGCGUCGUCUUUUCUUCGUUCAGCGCAAUAGCAACGACGGCGCAUCCACGCUGAUGUCGGUGGACACGUCAGCAGCGAGUGCAGCGGGGGGGGGAGGGGUAUCAGCGUCAGCAGCAGCCUCGCCUUUCUUGUGGUGGCCGAAGAAUGGCAGCAGCGUUGAUGCAGGCAGCAGAAGAUCCAUGUCGGACCUAGCGAUCUCGCCGGGCGGUGCGAUGCUCUACGUAGUGCUCCAGGAGGAGGACACGGUGUUACUUGUGAGCACCUCGAGUGGAGAGGCGUCCCUCCUGGCCGCUGAUAGGACGAUAUCGGGACCUCUACACGUGGCCGUCGAUCCUAUCGGGAAGACGUUGUACGUGGCGUCGUCUGAUCGGAUAUACGCGGUCGAUCUGACGCUCAGGGACGGCGGUGGGACCGUAGCGACUCGCAUCGUAGCGGGAGGAGAUGCAGCAGGAGGAGGAGGAGGAGGAGGAGGAGGAGGAGGAGGAGGAGGAAGUGGAAGCAUAAAUAGUAGCAGUAACGGGAUUACCGAGGAGGAUGUGUCGGGACGAGGGGUGAGAUUUCAGAUCCCUAUUAUCAGUUCGUUCAGCAUUUCCAGCGAUGGAUCUUUCGUCUUCGUCGCCGAUCAAGAGAACCAUUGUGUCAGGCGAGUCGCGACGUCGACGGGGGUAACGACGACCCUCGUCGGGACCCCGGGGUCGCCUGGGACGGUGGAUGGGCCGGCCAACGUGUCGCUGCUUAAUCGACCGAACGCGAUCUUGCUCACGCCAGACGGCUGCCACGUGUUCAUAGCGGAUGACGUCGGAUCGGUAAUCCGAUGGAUCGGUCUGGACUCGCCUUACGGGAUCCCUUCUGAAGUGAAGCGGAUCGCGACGCUAGUCCAUACGACCGAUGGUGGGUUCAGCGGGCACAGGAUAACGUCCCUUGCUCUUGGGAAGGAGGAUGGAGAAAUGGGGGAAGGACUGUUGUUCCUUUACGUUGGUACCUGGAACAGAAUGAUCUACAGAGUCCCGAUCAAUCAAUCUGCGCUUCAAGGAUCAUGUGGCAACCUUCGCUCCAGUGAAUCUGCUCCCAUUCCUUCGCUCGACGGAGGCGAUGGCAACACUCUCUCCUCCUCCUCCUCAUCAUCAUCUUCUUCUUCGUUGAUGGGCUCGACGGAGUCCUCCUUUAUAUCAUCUUCGUCAUCGCCAUUGCCUGGAAGCUCCUCAGCAGGAGAAGGGGGAGGAGGGGAUGAGAGUGGGCAGGAGGGGAGGUCGGCCGAGUUCCCUUCCCUGUCUACCCCUCCCGCUUCCUCGGGGGUCAGUGCCGAGUCACAAACGAAGGGAAAAGUUGUAAUGUACCUCAGAGUAAUCUUUGUUGUCCUCGGCAGCUCUGCUGUUGGCCUUCUUCUGUUGCUGGCCUUUCUUCUCUAUGUGCGUCGACAUCGCGAGGUCAUGUUGGCAGCCGACGAGGCGGCGGACGCCAAGACGAAGAAGUUGACCAGAUCGAGGUCUUCCUGCUUGGCCCGCUCCUCAGUCGCCGAUUCCAGCACCAGCUAUGGGGGUUCGGGGUGGUUCUACAAAUUGACGACGGCGGACGAAAAACCGCUCUUGCCGUCCUCGCAUCGGAUGCCAUCUCCGCCUCAUCAGCAUAAUGCCACAACGGAUCGUUGUGCGGCGGCUACUGGCGCGGAUCGUAGCAGCAGCAGCUGCGGUGACGACAACAAUCAAGGCAAGAAUCAGAAGACAAGGCAGCAGCAGCAGCAGCAACAACGACGACGACAACAACAUCUGGGGAAGAAGUGCGUCGAUGGGUUAUGGGUCUUUGGGUACCGCGCGCUGUAUCGAGCUACAGCGGGUUUUGAUGAUGAGCGGCGUGUAGGAAAGGGAGGUUAUGGGAUCGUGUACAGAGGAACUUUGGGAGAGGGGGUUCAAGUAGCGAUAAAGUGUAUGAGAGAGAGUUUGCGAGCGUCCACGAAGAAGAAACAGUUCGUGUCAGAGAUCAAGAUUUUGGGCGGGUUGGACCACGAACACUUGUGCAAGCUGAUUGGAUACUGCACGGAGAAGAAGAGCUGCAUGCUAGUUUAUCCCUUCGUGUCGGGGGGCAGUUUGUACGAUCGACUUCAUCCGUUGGAAGAUGGCUCGAAGACAGAGAGCAGCAGUUGCUCGUCGGCGGACAAACCUCCUCGUCCGCUAUGGUGUCCCGUCAGAGGAGGAGGAGGAGGAGGAGAUCGGUAUCGCUUGUUUAGCACGAGGAUGACCAAUCAAGGCACCGCGCCGCCAUCGAGAACGGAAGAUCAUCAUCAUCAUCAUCAUCCGCAGCAGCAGCAGCAGCAGCAGAUGAUCGAACGGCAGCAGGAGCAGCAGCGCCAGCAAGAGGAGGAGUGGGUGGGUGUCACGUCAGCAGCACCAACUCCUUUGCGCUGGCGGACACGUGUACUCGUUGCUCAGCAAAUCGCCCGCGCUUUGCACUAUCUUCACGAGGUUGCCGAUCCGUCCAUUCUCCAUCGAGACAUCAAAUCAAGGAACGUUCUCCUCGCGGGCGAAGGGGAUGAGAUUCGAGCCUUCGUCACUGACUUCGGACUCGCCCGGCUGGGCGAAGCGCAGCGCGUCGAAGGGAUCGCUGGAGCUUGCGGCGAAAACACCGACGGUGAAGAGGUCACGUUCAGUACGGGGGACAAAUCUGUCCCGACUUGGCAUAUUGUCGGGACCCCUGGCUACGUGGCGCCAGAGUACCUCUUCUCUCGUCGGCUCACGAAGAAGAACGAUGUCUUUGCGUUCGGUGUCAUCCUGCUGGAAUUGUUAACCGGGAAGAAGGCGGUGGUAAGGGGAUUCGAGGAUCCGGGGAGGGGGGGGGCAACGCUCGUCCGGUGGGUAAAACCCUACAAGCUAGAGACCGCUUCCUAUGCUACGCUGAAGAAGAUCCUCGAUCCUGCUCUGCUGCGCCUCGAGGGAAUCGAUCCCUGGACCAUUCAGCAGAUUGCCAGGUUGGCGGCUAUGUGUGUUCACGACGAAUCCAGUCAACGGCCCGGAAUGACAGAUAUUGUGAAUUACCUAACGGCACUAUGCCCGGAGCAAGAAGAGGAGCCAGGAGCAGAGGAGGAGGAGGAGGAGGAGGAGGAGGAAGGCCUCACGUCUCCAAACGUAUCUCAUUACAAACGAGUUGCUAUGGUGGAUAAGAAACCUGGUUUGGUCCAAGGGCCGGAGUAUAGGAGCAGCUAUGGCCGAAAAGAAACGGUGGCAAGAGGAGGAGCCAGGAGCAGAGCAGGACGAGGAGGAGGAGGAGGAGGGAGGAGGAUGAAGGCCUCACGUCUGCAAACGUAGUGGAUGCUUUCAUCACAAAUGAGUUUUGUAAGUGCCCGCCGGGGCGACUACGGGAGGGGAAAGAGUUUGUCUGCAGGAGCUAUUACGUAUC
This is a messenger RNA of Chara braunii, 4586 nucleotides long. The record is from the annotation of a GenBank genome assembly. NCBI's taxonomy places the organism in Eukaryota, Viridiplantae, Streptophyta, Charophyceae, Charales, Characeae.